AUGAAUCAUACGGAACCAUCAACGGCUGACGCUACGAAAACUCAUAACACGCAUCAUGAAAUGAAAAAUCUCGAAUAUCUUCUUUUCCGGGAAUUCGACCUCGCUACCUACCCACGGCCUAUACGUAGACAAAAAGAGAUAACCUCAAUAACUCCUAAUAACCCUAAUGAUCCUAGAUCUCCGUUCUACAAUGAAGAUGGUGAACCCAUCAACCCGAUAGCAAAGCUGCACUUCACGAGGCAGAGGGUAUAUGAGAAACCAUGUGAAAUUCUCGAAAAUGAAGAUGAAGACCAUACAGAUAAUAACCUCGAGCUUUCAGGUGAGCAAUCUUGGCGGCUGAUGGUGGGACGGAUAAUGUGA
Phaedon cochleariae (mustard beetle) is the source of this 360-nucleotide messenger RNA. The record is from the annotation of a GenBank genome assembly. NCBI's taxonomy places the organism in Eukaryota, Metazoa, Arthropoda, Insecta, Coleoptera, Chrysomelidae.